GAUUCGUUUACUCGGCGAUGGGCGAUGGCGUCAUCAUUAACGGACGGUGUUGUCAUUCUUGAAAUGUGGGAAGCGAUUGUCUCUUUUUAUUUGUUUCGUUAUAAUUUCUUCAUCACACUUUAAUCGACCAAUGCCUAACUAAAAUGGCCGAUUACUGGAAGUCACAACCGAGGAAAUUCUGUCAGUACUGCAAAUGUUGGAUUGCGGACAAUAAGCCUAGCAUUGAGUUCCACGAAAGAGGGAAGAAUCACAAAGAAAAUGUGGCUGCUAAAAUUUCAGAGAUUAAGAAGAAGAGCAUUGAAAAGGCGAAGCAGGAGGAACGUAUGUCUAAAGAGUUUGCAGCGAUGGAGGAGGCUGCGAUGAAGGCGUAUCAGGAAGAUCUGAAGAGGAUGGAGAAGGAGGCAGGAGGAUCAAGUUCACCAGUCCAAACAACAACACCAACUCCACGGCCACAACCUCAGGUGAAAUCCCAGCCCAAGAAACAGCAAAAGAAAGCAGGGAAAGCAAGCAGGAAUUUCACAGUGCAAACAGAAACACAGGUUUGGGUUGAAGGACAGACAGAUGAUGGACACACGUACUAUUACAACACAAUAACUGGAGAAUCUCAAUGGGAAAAACCAGAGGGAUCCCAAGGUGAAAGUUUGGCUUCUGCAGACUCUGGACAGACUGAGACCUUGUCAAGCUGUCCUUGGAUGGAAGCUGUCAGCCCUGAUGGUUAUACAUAUUACUAUAACACAGAGACUGGAGAGUCCAGCUGGGAGAAACCAGCAGACUUUCCUUCGAAUGAUGCAUCUGGAUCUGGGUCUAACAGAGAGGAAGAGAGUCAGGAGGAGCCUUCAACCCCUCAGCCCGAGCCACUUUCAGGAGAGGAUGAGAGCUCCAACGGGGCCCAGGCCACUCAGGAGGCUGAAGUCCCUGAACAAGCCAGCCAGCAGCCCAAAGUCCCAAAGAUCAGCUUCAGGAAAAGGAAAGCAGAGGCUGAGUCCUCAGAAAAGGAGGAAGAGGAUAAAGCCAGUGAUGAUACUCCUAAAGAAGAUGCUGAAGAGAUGAAAAAAGAGGAAGAGGUCCAAAGCACAGCAGCUGAACCUGAGGAGAAGAAAGUGGAAGAGGCAACACAAGCCAAAAGGCCAAAAGCUGCCAACCCAUAUGGAGUCUGGGAGCAGAUCCAGCUAGAGGAGGAUCCAUAUGCCAGUGUGGACUUACAGUUGCCCCAGGUGGAGGGAAGCUCAGCCAGUGCUCCAGCCGACCUGCCGCCAGAGCCCAAACCCAAGUUCAAGGAGCGCAUCAUCACCUCGCUUGGAGAGGAAGGCGGACCUGCUUCAUUUAGGAAAAACAAGACACAGAACAGCAAAUCCAGGAGUCUCCGACAGAGAGACGACGACGAUUGACCCAAACAAAACUCCAGGCCAGAAAGCAGCAGAAUGAAACUUUUACACAAAUACAACUCUUUCUAUGAACAUUUUGACAUUUAAAUGCACCAUUUUGAUCUUUGAAGUGUGCACGAAUAUCAUCUUUUUUUGUAUUAAUAUUUUUAGGACAAACAAUGACUCAACCCAUGCUCUUUUCUCUGUACUGAGAUCUGUCAUAAUGAAGGUGUACAACACUUCAAUCUUCAGGUUGGUACUCUCUCAUCUGCACAAUAUUGUAGGCAUUCUGGAGUGAUAAUUGUAUUUACGUUAAGUCCUUCUGUAGUCUGGUAAGUUCAGAUGUAUCCAAACAGAGCAAUUCAAUAACUUUUUGUAUUUUCCAUAUUAUAUCUGUAUUUUUUUACCAGUGUAAGUAAUGAAAAGCUAGUCAGACAUCCUUGUGGAAACCUCAGUGCAGUACUCAUGAGUUAAAGUGAAUGAAUGUCUUUAUAUUUUACUUUAUAAGAUGGGAAAAUGUGAUCUCAAUAAAUGAUGACUUGUCUGGAUACUGAAAAA
This is a messenger RNA of Lates calcarifer (barramundi perch), 1922 nucleotides long. RefSeq names its product WW domain binding protein 4 (gene wbp4). Gene Ontology annotation, molecular function: RNA binding; zinc ion binding; protein binding. Gene Ontology annotation, cellular component: nucleus; precatalytic spliceosome. Bases 144 to 1388 code for a protein of 414 amino acids. NCBI's taxonomy places the organism in Eukaryota, Metazoa, Chordata, Actinopteri, Centropomidae. The record is from RefSeq and is a predicted model, not a curated record. The transcript has 10 exons. Gene Ontology annotation, biological process: mRNA splicing, via spliceosome.